This is a messenger RNA of Mesocricetus auratus (golden hamster), 5879 nucleotides long. RefSeq names its product kinesin family member 5A (gene Kif5a). Lineage: Eukaryota; Metazoa; Chordata; Mammalia; Rodentia; Cricetidae. The transcript has 29 exons. The coding region runs from base 234 to 3329 and encodes 1031 amino acids. Gene Ontology annotation, biological process: microtubule-based movement. Gene Ontology annotation, molecular function: microtubule binding; microtubule motor activity; ATP binding. The record is from RefSeq and is a predicted model, not a curated record.
CGCGAGGGGCGGAGAGGCAGAGCGCGGCUAGAGGACCAGACGCCCAGGUCGCCCGCAUCCAGUGCCGCAGGAGACCCAAAGCUCUCCUUCGCCCGGGCGUCCCAGCUGCUGCCUUCGCCCCAGCGACUGAUCACCUGUCCUCCGCCUCGACCUCAGCUCGGCGCUCCCUGGCUCCCGAGCACACACUACCCCGUGCAGCCGGAGACUCGCCCCAGCCCUCGUCGGCGACCACCAUGGCGGACACCAACAACGAAUGCAGCAUUAAGGUGCUUUGCCGUUUUCGGCCCCUGAACCAGGCGGAGAUUCUGCGGGGGGACAAGUUCAUUCCCAUUUUUCAAGGGGACGACAGCGUCAUUAUUGGGGGAAAGCCAUAUGUCUUUGACCGUGUGUUCCCCCCAAACACGACUCAGGAGCAAGUUUAUCAUGCAUGUGCCAUGCAGAUCGUCAAAGACGUCCUUGCUGGCUACAACGGCACAAUUUUUGCUUAUGGACAGACAUCCUCAGGGAAAACACAUACCAUGGAGGGAAAGCUGCACGACCCUCAGCUGAUGGGAAUCAUCCCUCGGAUUGCUCGAGACAUCUUCAACCACAUCUACUCCAUGGACGAGAACCUUGAAUUCCACAUUAAGGUUUCUUACUUUGAGAUUUACCUGGAUAAGAUCCGAGACCUUUUGGAUGUGACCAAGACAAACCUGUCUGUGCACGAGGACAAGAACCGGGUACCUUUUGUCAAGGGUUGUACUGAGCGCUUCGUGUCCAGCCCAGAGGAGAUUUUGGAUGUGAUUGAUGAAGGGAAGUCGAACCGUCACGUAGCUGUCACCAAUAUGAAUGAGCACAGUUCUCGGAGCCACAGCAUCUUCCUCAUCAACAUCAAGCAGGAGAACAUAGAGACUGAGCAGAAGCUCAGCGGGAAGCUCUACCUUGUGGACCUGGCUGGGAGCGAGAAGGUCAGCAAGACUGGGGCAGAGGGUGCUGUGCUGGAUGAGGCUAAGAAUAUCAAUAAGUCACUGUCGGCCCUUGGGAAUGUCAUCUCCGCCCUGGCUGAGGGCACUAAAAGUUACGUGCCGUACCGUGACAGCAAAAUGACCCGGAUUCUCCAGGACUCUCUGGGCGGGAACUGCAGGACCACCAUGUUCAUCUGCUGCUCUCCGUCUAGCUACAACGACGCGGAGACCAAGUCCACUCUGAUGUUCGGGCAGCGGGCAAAGACCAUUAAGAACACUGCCUCCGUCAAUCUGGAGUUGACUGCUGAGCAAUGGAAGAAGAAAUAUGAGAAGGAGAAGGAGAAGACCAAGGCCCAGAAGGAGACGAUUGCAAAGCUGGAGGCCGAACUAAGCCGGUGGCGCAAUGGAGAGAACGUGCCUGAGACUGAGCGCCUGGCUGGGGAGGAUUCAGCUCUGGGAGCUGAGCUGUGCGAGGAGACCCCCGUGAAUGACAACUCAUCCAUUGUGGUCCGCAUCGCACCUGAGGAGAGGCAGAAAUAUGAGGAAGAGAUCCGCCGCCUCUACAAGCAGCUUGAUGACAAGGACGAUGAAAUCAACCAGCAGAGCCAGCUCAUUGAGAAACUGAAGCAGCAGAUGCUGGACCAGGAAGAGCUGCUGGUGUCUACUCGGGGAGACAACGAGAAGGUCCAGCGGGAGCUGAGCCACCUGCAGUCGGAGAACGACGCAGCGAAGGAUGAGGUGAAGGAGGUGCUGCAGGCCCUGGAGGAGCUGGCUGUCAACUAUGACCAGAAGUCCCAGGAGGUGGAGGAGAAGAGCCAGCAGAACCAGUUGCUGGUGGAUGAACUGUCCCAGAAGGUGGCCACCAUGCUGUCCCUGGAGUCUGAGCUACAGCGGCUCCAGGAGGUCAGUGGACACCAGCGAAAACGGAUUGCCGAGGUGCUGAAUGGGCUGAUGAAGGACCUGAGUGAGUUCAGUGUCAUCGUGGGCAGCGGUGAGAUUAAGCUGCCAGUGGAGAUCAGUGGGGCCAUCGAAGAGGAGUUCACGGUGGCCCGACUCUACAUCAGCAAAAUCAAGUCGGAGGUCAAGUCUGUGGUCAAGCGGUGUAGGCAGCUGGAGAGCCUCCAGGUGGAAUGCCAUCGCAAGAUGGAGGUGACUGGUAGGGAGCUGUCAUCCUGCCAGCUGCUCAUCUCACAGCACGAGGCCAAGAUCCGCUCGCUUACGGAAUACAUGCAGAGUGUGGAGCUGAAGAAACGGCACCUGGAGGAAUCCUAUGACUCCCUGAGCGAUGAGCUAGCCAAGCUUCAGGCGCAGGAAACUGUGCAUGAAGUGGCCCUGAAAGACAAGGAACCAGACACACAAGACGCAGAAGAAGUGAAGAAGGCCCUAGAACUGCAGAUGGAGAAUCACCGCGAGGCCCAUCACCGACAGCUGGCCCGCCUCCGAGACGAGAUUAAUGAGAAACAGAGGACCAUUGAUGAGCUUAAAGACCUGAACCAGAAACUGCAGUUGGAGCUGGAGAAGCUUCAGGCUGAUUAUGAGCGGCUGAAGAACGAGGAGCAUGAGAAGAGCGCCAAACUCCAGGAGCUGACAUUUCUGUACGAGCGACAUGAGCAGUCCAAGCAGGACCUCAAGGGGCUGGAGGAGACAGUUGCCCGGGAACUCCAGACCCUCCACAACCUUCGCAAGCUGUUCGUUCAAGACGUCACGACUCGAGUCAAGAAAAGUGCAGAAAUGGAGCCCGAGGACAGUGGGGGGAUUCACUCCCAGAAACAGAAGAUCUCCUUUCUUGAGAACAACCUGGAACAGCUUACAAAAGUUCACAAACAGCUGGUACGUGACAAUGCAGAUUUGCGUUGUGAGCUUCCUAAACUGGAAAAACGACUUAGGGCUACGGCUGAGAGAGUUAAGGCCCUGGAGGGUGCACUGAAGGAGGCCAAGGAGGGCGCCAUGAAGGACAAGCGUCGCUACCAGCAGGAGGUGGACCGCAUCAAGGAGGCUGUGCGGUACAAGAGCUCGGGCAAGCGGGGCCACUCGGCCCAGAUCGCCAAACCUGUGAGGCCUGGCCACUACCCAGCCUCCUCACCCACCAACCCCUACGGCACCCGGAGCCCAGAGUGUAUCAGUUACACCAACAACCUCUUCCAGAACUAUCAAAACCUGCACCUGCAGGCUGCUCCUAACUCCACCUCAGAUAUGUACUUUGCUAACUCCUGUGCCAGCAGCGGAGCCACAUCUGGUGGUCCCUUGGCUUCCUACCAGAAGGCCAACAUGGACAAUGGAAAUGCCACAGAUAUCAACGACAACAGGAGUGACCUGCCAUGCGGCUAUAAGGCUGAGGACCAGGCCAAGCUUUUCCCUCUCCACCAAGAGACGGCAGCCAGCUAACUCCCAUUCCUGGCGACCAAUCUGCACUUUCAGUUUCUGAGAGGGACUGAGGCCUCUUCUCUCAGCAUGCUGCAACCUGUGGCCUCUGAUACUAGCUCCCUCCCCAGCCCGUGUUGUUGGACUGUCGAUGCCUCCUCUUACUCCAUCUCCCUUCGUCCUCUAUAUCUAUAUACGAGAAGCUGCUGCUGUACCUCUCCUCUCUCUCUCGUACUCUGAGUAUCUGGUGAUGCGUUUAGCAGGUUUUAAGCAUAGUCUCCCUCCUCGUUUGGCGUUAGGGAGGAGGGAAGUGUCUUCCUCCUUCUUUCCAUACACUCGUUCCUUACACUGUCACAAGAUAAGGGAAAUGGAGCUGGGAGGCCGCGCUCUUCUCGCUCACACACGUGUACAUGCACACACACGCACGCACACACACACCUCGUGCACAUACAAAGCCUUAAGCAGAAGAAUGUCUUAGCAUCUACGAAAAGAGAGAAACAGACCCCCCCUCUUUACACAGAGCACAGAGGAGGACCCAGCGGAAGGGUUGCUAAAUCAUGCCCCCAAUACACCCCUCACCUGAGUCAGAUUGUGGGAGCUCACUUCCGUCCACGAAGUCUGCCUUCUGCUCUCUCCUUCCGCAGUCUGAGCAUGGGUUGCUCAAGGGGCUAUUUCCCUGUCUAGCCCAGGCCUCUUUUGAUACUUUCUACUCCAGAUAUCACAACUGGAACUUAGAGUUGUCUUAAAAAAAAUUCUGGAAGGUUGAGAGGGCGGACCUCUGAGAAAUGGUUGCUCAUCUGUCUGUGCCGAUAGUUACAAGCAAGCGGAGUCAGAAACGGUGGGUUCCCCGGGCCUGGGGCGUGAACAGGCUGGGGUCUGCCGUGGGGUGUCUAUCACAGUGCCCUCAGUUGAAGCUGCAAGCUUACUCCUUCUCCCUUUUGGGUUGCCCGUUCUCCCACUUCUGACUCUGGUUCGGGGCUUCCACUUCAUCGACAUAAUAGUUGUUUCUAGAUGCCUUCCCUUCGAGCUAGCUAGAGUCUGGCUUUUUCCCCAGUGUAUCUUCCUUCCCACAUACAGUUCCUUCUGCAAUCUUCAUCUGGUACCAAGUGCGCUUUCAAGACGAGGCAGGGGUGUGGGUGCAGCAAAGUGGCCGACAGCUUCCCUAGCUCAUGAUAAAGCCCUGGUUUUGAUCCCCAGCACCUCAAAACAAAAGCCGGGUAUGGUGGUGCUCACAUUUGUAAAUGUUGCUCUCAGGAGGCCGAGGUAGGAGAAUUGCUAAAUUUGAGGCUAGCCUGGACUACACAGUCCGUUCUAGGAUAGCUUGACUCAAAACCCUGACUCAAAACAAAAGAGAAAGGGACAGGUCAGAUUUUUCAGAGGUGACAAAGGCAGAGGGCUUGAAUCUAGAGCUCUCCCCACAGCAUUCUUAGCCCAGAUCCCCGCCUCCAGCAGUCAAGAGGACCCUGGUGAAGUUCAGGGAGCCCUUUCCUCCCACCCACCAAGGUGACACCUGCAGGAACAGAGGUCAUUACCCAGCCUAAGCCACGAAAUACAGCCAAGCAUCCAGAUACCCAGUCUUACCUGGGGUGUGAGGCCAGGACUUGCUCACAGCAGGGCAGCCUGUCUGUCGUCUGGCUAAAAGGAAACCUGUGGGUGACUGCUGGUAAACCCGGGGCGUAGUGGCCGUGACUCCUUCAAGGGAAAGUUUCUGCUUUUUACGUAUUAAGGGGCGACAGAGAUGGUAACAGGUAUCAGAGUGCUGCUGGGGGAAAUCCAGAAUGGCAACUGUCACUUUUCAAAAAUAAGUCUUCUGUAGGAAGAUGUAAAAAGUAACACAAGGCUUUGGUGGUGGCUUAAUGGUUCUGUGCUUGUCCAAGACACUUAGUGUGACAAGGGCUCAGGGUCUCAUCUAUCUCUUCAACUGCAAAAACCAAGAAAACCAAAAUGGUGAAGUAACAGAGGUUAAUCAUUCUUUUCAUGUUCCCCCCAGUAGAAAAUGCUUAAUUAGUUGAAGGGUCCUGAAACAGCCCUAAGAGUGUGGAAAUCACUUAUUUAUAAGAGGGAGUCCAGUGUGGUUCCCCUACCCUAAAACCACAACUCCAAAGAAAGGACAGAUGGCGUUCGGGAGUCACCGGCUCAGACCCAGUGGCUGGAGGAGGAAGGCCCCGUCCUGUCUGUGGCCUCAGGCCAGCAGGACACCUGAGAAGGUGAGGGAGUCUGCAAUCUUGCCACCAGACAUUCUUUCAAAAUACAAGGAAAUGGUCCACAGGAGAGCCCACGAGGGAGGGGCGACACAUCCCUCUCUUCAGCAAGAUGUAAGGGGAAGUGUGGCUUCCUUAUGUUAGCGGGAAAGAGCCCCUUCACCGGUAACUUCUCACCACACUCUCCCUCCCCACAUUCACUACAUCCCUCUCAGAGAGCCAGGUCACCAGGAGGGCCGCCUGGCCUGCCCACUCACAUCUGCCAAAAUUUUGCAUGCCAGCGUGGAAGACAGACCAAACUGCACAAAUCCCAGUGUGUAUUUACUUGGUGGACACAGAUACCUUUAAAAUAAAAUAAAUCCAGUGAUGACUA